AGUCUAAUAGUCUUCAUUUGUGUCGACUGCACCGUUCCUGCACGUCAUGUUGGUUCACAAGGACCUCGAAUGCUGGAUUACAGAUGCACAGACUAAUAUCGUACCCGUGCGAGUUUGUGUGAGAAAUGACGAGGACGAUGAUCGGGCUGAAAUCAGAGUACAGUGAUUCUCCUGACUCUUAUAAUGAAGCCCUACAUCGUAUACUGGAAAAACAUUGCGGAGACCCCAUUGUCUGCAUGGUGCGAGGUUAACAUUACCGAUCCUAGGUCCAAUGGAAGAUCAAGGCGAGGGGCGGCCUGCGAAAUGGACGCUACAAGGGUCACAACUCAAGUGAGAAGCAGUGUCGGUUGGGUAGAUGAAGGAAACACUCUGAAAACGGGAAAAGCUGACCAGAAUGAUUCUCUUGGUCGGGUCUCUCUUGAAGUCCGUCGCGUGGCCGGCGAAAUUCAGGUCAAUUGCCUUGAAGAAAUGGAUAUAAACGAAAUAUUCUUCGAUUUUCUGGACGAUCCAGGAGAGGGGAUGCCCCCUUACGUCGUUUUCGUCUUCGAGCUUAGGAAGAUUUCUCGACGCAAGCCGCAGGCAGGCCAGCCUAGUCGUGGAGUUCCUGAACCAAUGAAGCGUAAAAGAGUAUACACCGAUACUCCUCCGUCCGGCCGAUUACUGCGCUCUCGGAGAAAACAAACGCCACUGCGACGUCCCGAGAGAUCGGACAGUGACGAUUCAAGCUCCCGUCAAGAUUCCCAGCCAUUGGAUAUAGAAACUUUGCUUGCUGAGAAUGCAAGAUUGGAGGACGAUCUCCAAAAUCUUGCGCAGGAGGAACGAGACCUGCGCCUUGUGCUUGAAAAGCGAAACCAGGAGCUGAAGGAACGGAAGCGUGCCAAAGUGGCAUUUUUGUCUGUGAUGAGACAACGUAUACCAACUGGCCCCUCAUCAGGGCCAUCUUCCGGUUCGACUUCUAGCCACGUUCGAUAGAAGGGCGUGAGCAGCCUUGAGGAAACUACGUUCUACGGGAUGCCGUCACUGAUUAUGCACAUCAUUUCGACUAGUGCGAUAUGGCUUGCUUAUGUAGCAGAGGUCACUGUACGCAGGGGUGGUUUGGCUUCCAAAAAAUAGCGACAUUUUGGCUCGC
This is a messenger RNA of Somion occarium, 1129 nucleotides long. NCBI's taxonomy places the organism in Eukaryota, Fungi, Basidiomycota, Agaricomycetes, Polyporales, Cerrenaceae. The record is from the annotation of a GenBank genome assembly.